Molecule: messenger RNA, 579 nt
Organism: Brassicogethes aeneus
Lineage: Eukaryota; Metazoa; Arthropoda; Insecta; Coleoptera; Nitidulidae
Source: the annotation of a GenBank genome assembly
AUGGUGGAAGAACUUAUUUUAUCCGGAGCAGAUAUAAUUAAAGUGGGUAUUGGACCUGGUUCUGUAUGUACAACCCGUAUGAAAACUGGAGUUGGAUACCCUCAGCUUUCUGCAGUUAUUGAAUGUGCUGAUGCAGCACAUGGUUUACAAGGACAUAUUAUAUCUAGGCCCCAGAAAAAAACGAAAUGUACCGUAAACUACAUAAAACUUCAAAUCGCUUCAUUAAAGCCUACAAUUUGGAAAACUGAAAAUGCUGAAUAUGAAGUAAAGCACACUUUAUUUUCUACAAUGGUGGAUGGCAAAGUAGUUCAAGUGUUGACAGAAACACCUUCAGCAGCUUCUUGUGUUUGUGGAUCAAAUCCAACCGAAAUGAAUAGGUUGGAUAGGGUUAGAGAUAAAAAUAUAGAUCCACAAUCUUUAGAGUAUGGGCUUUCAAGUCUUCAUGCGUGGAUUAGGUUUAUGGAAUGUGUAUUACAUAUUGCUUAUAACCUUCCAUUUAAAACAUGGACAGUUAGAACUGAUAAAAAUAAGGCCCUAAGAAAAACAGAAAAAUUAAGAAUUUUGAAAAAAAAGGAAUAA